AUGCCUAACGUAUCUUUUGAUAUUUUCUUUGACAAGGACUUUAUCAACAUCACUGCCACUCGAGGACAUACGGCUCCCAAGGCAAAACCAGAGUGGAAAGUCCGAACUGCCCCCAAACUCCCUCCCAAGCCUCAACCAGAGGACCAUAGCGGCACUCCACGUCCACCAGCACGAGAGAAGUUGACCUCGACUCGUCAAUCCCUCGCUCCUCCCAAACAAUUGCCAGAGAAGGCGGUUGACAACUCUGACGCAGUCUCCCAGACGUCGAGCGAAAAGGCCAGACGAAAGCCACCCAAGCUUGGUCCUCGCAAGUCCGUCACGGCCACACCAGCAGCUUAA
Molecule: messenger RNA, 339 nt
Organism: Exophiala oligosperma
Lineage: Eukaryota; Fungi; Ascomycota; Eurotiomycetes; Chaetothyriales; Herpotrichiellaceae
Exons: 1
Coding region: 1-339 (112 amino acids)
Source: RefSeq, a predicted model, not a curated record